Drosophila busckii is the source of this 948-nucleotide messenger RNA. RefSeq names its product vacuolar-sorting protein SNF8 (gene lsn). Lineage: Eukaryota; Metazoa; Arthropoda; Insecta; Diptera; Drosophilidae. Gene Ontology annotation, biological process: protein transport to vacuole involved in ubiquitin-dependent protein catabolic process via the multivesicular body sorting pathway. The record is from RefSeq and is a predicted model, not a curated record. Bases 114 to 875 code for a protein of 253 amino acids. Gene Ontology annotation, cellular component: ESCRT II complex. The transcript is spliced from 2 exons.
ACCGUUACUGAGAGCCACACAAUGUCAUUCACUUGGAAAUCAUAACAAAACAAUAAAAGCAUAACAUUGGCCAAAUAAUUAACGUGAGAAAAAUCAUAUAAACUUUAAGCAUAAUGCGGCGUCGUGUUGGUCUGGGUGCUAUUCAGCAACAAAAGUUGGCUGCUGAGAAAUAUAGGGACAAGGGUGCUGAUAUACAAGAAUCUCAGCUGGAGCAGAUGACUAAGCAAAUGGAAGUUUUUCGAGUCAAGCUGGAGGAGUUUGCCAUGAAACACAAAGAUGACAUACGCAAGAACGCACAGUUUCGUAAGCAGUUUCAGGAAAUGUGCGCAGCCAUCGGUGUGGAUCCACUGGCCACAGGAAAAGGUUUCUGGAGCGUGCUGGGCAUGGGCGAUUUUUAUUACGAGCUUAGCGUCCAGGUAGUAGAGGUGUGUUUAGCAGCAAAUCACAAAACUGGCGGACUUAUGGAACUUGACGAACUGCGAAGAAGACUAAUUGCUGCACGUGGCCAAAGUGCAGUGCAUCAAGAGAUAACAAAGGAGGACAUACUAAUGGCCGCUAAGAAGCUAAGCAUCUUUGGCAAUGGCUUUGUUGUUCACAAAUUGGGCAAGGGCAAGUAUAUGGUGCAAUCGAUACCUGGUGAGCUUAGCAUGGAGGAAACCAAUAUUCUUAAUGCGGCAUCGAACACAGAACAAGGAUGUGUCACAAAGGAUCAGUUAAUAAAUGAUUUAAGUUGGACGGAUUAUCGCGCUCAGCAAGCUCUGGAUAAAGUGUUGGGCGAAGGGCUCUGCUGGAUUGACAGUCAACCUGGAAACGAUACAAGUUACUGGUUUCCAAGUCUGUUUCCUGGUCGUAAUACACAAAUCGCUACUGCUUAGCAGUUUGAGCACAUGUGUUUAUUUAUUAAAAAUAAAUUAGUUAACGAGUCUGUACAUAACGUCUAAAAAAUAU